UAACGGAUAGUAAGUAAGCAGUGCUAAAGCAGAGCAAUGACUCUCCGCUGGUCAGUCGGUCCUUGUUGAGUGCAGGCGGCACAUUGGUUAAUAACAACAGCUUGUGGAAGAAGAAAUUAUGACUGAACCGUUUUCGCAAGGAUAAGACCUGUUAUCCGUAGAAAAACCUAGAAUUGACACCGAAAGGUGGAUUGGAGAGGCAAACAACCGUUAAACACCGAACUCUAAAGCGUCCUGAGAAAUUGAUUGUGUAGGAGCUUCGCCUUGAACGCCGCUGAAUGCUCUAUCAUCAAUCUCUCCAGGCGUUUGGCACCAAUAAAUCUGCCAGCUAUAGGACAGUUACACGAAACAAACGGCUUGGGUUACUUAGACAACCUUUUAUGAGCGGUGAGCACCUAUAUCACUGUAGCAUAUGGAUAUGGUGUGGACGGAUAGGGGCUGUUAAAAUUGAUGGGACUUGGUCCAAAAGUGCAACUGUUUGAUUGCGCCGGCUGGAACUGGGUCAGUGAAUGUUCCCAGUAAGCUACGCAUGGACUUGUCAAUAUAAAGACGAUCAACCAACGCAUCCUUUUGUUGUGGUGGAAAAAUUGUUCCACAUUGUAGCUUGUUGUAAAAACAACCAUCAUUUAUGAGCAUUCAGGCGAGGUAUUUAAACUGGAUCCCAGUUCGUCUAAUUCGGGGAUCCUAUCGACUACGGAUUUGAUUAAUCGCUUUCAAAGACAACCCACUGCUCCCCUGAAAGGGACAAGAUGCCGUUCCACCAUGUGACGGCAGGGCUGCUGUACAAGGGGAACUAUCUGAGUCACUCUCUGUCUGAGGACAACGACUGUGACCAGCUGGCCAGCAUCUCUGUGGAGGAGCUAAAUGAGAUCCGGGAGGCAUUCAGAGUGUUGGACCGGGAUGGGAACGGGUUCAUCUCCAAGCAGGAGCUGGGCAUGGCCAUGAGGUCUCUGGGAUACAUGCCCAGUGAGGUGGAGCUGGCCAUCAUCAUGCAGAGACUAGACAUGGAUGGAGACGGGCAGGUAGACUUCGAUGAGUUCAUGACGAUCCUGGGACCCAAGCUCCUGUCGUCUGAAACCAGGGAGGGCUUCCUGGGGAGCACAAUAGACAGUAUAUUCUGGCAGUUUGACAUGCAGCGCAUCACCCUUGAGGAGCUGAAACACAUCCUGUUCCAUGCCUUCAGAGACCAUCUGACCAUGAAGGACAUCGAGAACAUCAUCAUCAACGAGGAGGAGAGCCUCAAUGAGAACUCGGGACACUGUCAGGCAGACUUUGAAGGAAUCCAUUCUAAAAAUAAGAACCGGCAGACGUGCGUGAGGAAGAGUCUGAUCUGCGCCUUCGCCAUGGCCUUCAUCAUCAGCGUCAUGCUCAUCGCGGCCAAUCAGAUGCUGCGGAACGGCCUGGAGUAGCCACACCCAGCCACGCCCUCUGUGAGCGGGAAAAACUAACCUGCAUGUGCAUGAUGAAAGUGGGUGAGGUCAUUUCCUGUUUCUUUAGAAAGAAAAAAAAACGACUUCAAAAAUGCCUCACUGUUGGUGACAAAAAAACAAAAAACACUGACUGAUAAACCAUCAGAUUUUUCUGAGUGGAUGACAGUCCGACGUCCAUCGACACUGAGAAGCCAGCAUGAGGAGUCCAGCAAGACCCCUCAUAACCCCAUUACUCUGGCAGGGACAUUCAAGGGCUGACUUUCGCUUACUCUGCUGUCUCUGUUCCCUAAUGCAAUAAAGACACAAGUACAGGAGUUCAGUACUCUUCCUCUCUUCCCUACCCAGAGUCUUCAUAUGAAGGUACCUUGGAAUUCAAUUUGAACUUCUUGCCUCAGAACGCAGAAUCAUGGUGGAUUGAGACAUGCCCUCAGUGUAUUUGUAGAAGGCAGCAUCCUUGUGGAUUGAGACAUACCCUCAAUUGGAUCUGUGUGAGAGAGAAUUGAGCUGUGCCUCCUGCAGUGCAGAGAGCCUGAUUAGCUACAGGGCGCACCGCUGCAGUCUGGCUACGCACACACGCUCUUACGCACGCAUCUACGCAUGUACUUCCACACACACACACACACACACACACACACAAUAAUUGGCCUGUUAUUCUAGUUUCCUGAGGGCGGGUGGAAGCCAGCUCACCACUGGAGCAUACAGUAAGGCUCUGGAUGCGACAGGCAUGAUGGUGCCGUCUGCUGUAAGGCUGUUGUUUAAGCUCUUCUAGAAGCUUUCAUCCAGAGUUCCGGAGUGAAAUCGGUGGUUAUUCCUGUGCCCAAAUUCCUCACUGUUACUGUAUCUGUGUACAUUCCCAGUGCUAAACAGAACAGUGUUUGAAAGACCAUAGCUGUGAAAAGUCUGGGCUGUACUGUACCUAUGAUCUAAUUCCUCUUGAGGUAGGUAGGUCUGAACUCCUGUAUUGUAUUGACUCUCAUGGUAAUAUUUAAACCACCUACAGUUUUGCUGAAGACUGCUUGAAAUAGCUACAGUACUGCAUGUGAUCAAGUCUACGUCGAUAUGUAAAUAUGUAUGUAACCCAUGUUGUUGUUGUCUACGUGUAUAGGGUGACGGUGUUCUACUCUGUAUGUGCAUGAUUGUUGGUAGACUCUACUCCUGCAGAUUUAGAGGUGGAGGGAAAGAGAGAGCACUGUGAAACCAGAGGCUGCUGCCUUCCAAAUCACAAUACACAGGCAGGCGGGCAGACAGACAGACACAAAGCUCUCUAUGUUCCCCUCACCCUCUGGCCAAAGCCAUAGAACUCAAUAGAGAUGUACUGACUGAAGAACACUACAUGGUUGUUGUUGUUUUCCGUUACAAAUGUGUAUUUUCAGUAGGAACAGUCCAUCCUUUGUGCAUGCUGUUGGGUUCCUUCACCCACCCUUUUGCGCUGUACAAUCAUUUCCAUCUAUCCCCAGGAACAGAACGGAGAGUAGAAUUACAGACUGGUGUAAGAGCCCCAUCUAGAGGUUGGCUCAAAAAUUCUGAUAUUUUUUGUAACACAAUGUGCUCUCCUGGCUCUGGUACAAAUGCAGCCUGCAAACCUUGGUAAAAACAGUGUGCAGGUGAGGUUGGAAGCCCAAAAGGGAUUAUAUGAAAACAACACCACAAAUAUAAGUACAAAAAUAUAAGUUUGUUCAAUUAGUUAACAAAGCAUAUUAAUUAUAAUUGUACAUGAUCAACUCAGUAUACAAGAAAAGCCAUGUUUGUGUGUGUGUGUGUGUGUGUGUGUGUGUGUGUGUGUGUGUGUGUGUGUGUGUGUGUGUGUGU
This is a messenger RNA of Salmo salar (Atlantic salmon), 3239 nucleotides long. Its product is annotated as calcium-binding protein 8. Gene Ontology annotation, molecular function: calcium ion binding. NCBI's taxonomy places the organism in Eukaryota, Metazoa, Chordata, Actinopteri, Salmoniformes, Salmonidae. The record is from RefSeq and is a predicted model, not a curated record. Gene Ontology annotation, cellular component: trans-Golgi network membrane.